Macrosteles quadrilineatus (aster leafhopper) is the source of this 1480-nucleotide messenger RNA. RefSeq lists its product as uncharacterized. Bases 300 to 1334 code for a protein of 344 amino acids. The record is from RefSeq and is a predicted model, not a curated record. NCBI's taxonomy places the organism in Eukaryota, Metazoa, Arthropoda, Insecta, Hemiptera, Cicadellidae. The transcript has 2 exons.
UGCCCAUACACGUACCGGCAAGCCUGUCAGUUCUGCCUGAACAGUCCGCCGGAGACCGGCGGCCGUAGCGUGUGUGGGGUCCGGCUGGACUGUCAGUUAAGACUGUACCGGCGGCCGGUGAUCGAAUGGAAACUCAUCAGUUCAACCGGCUUGCCGGAAGCUGUUUCAGUCAAAACUGAACGUGUAUGGGGAGCGGCGUCCGACCACCGGCCGAACUUCAUUUGUAUUUCCGAGUUGUUGCUAGUAGUUGUGAAUUGUUUCUGUGAUUAUUUGUGAGUUGUUGUUUUGUGAUUGUGAAAAUGUCACGUGAAAAAGAGAACCAAUGCUUAGAGGAAUUUAUUAGUGUGUAUCAAAGUGAGAAAUGCUUGUGGAAAGUAAAAUCAGCAGAUUAUCAUGAUAGAAUGAAGAAGGAAGCAGCUUACGGACGGUUAAUUGAAGUGUGGAAGCAGGUAGAUCCAAAUUGUAAUAAAUCUACUGUGUUGAAGAAAAUAAACAAUUUGAGAAGUAGUUACCGGAAAGAGUUGAAAAAGGUUAGGGAAGCAACAAAGUCAGGUGCUUCAGCCGAAGAUGUGUACUUGCCAAAACUGUGGUACUACAAUCUCCUGCAUUUCUUGGACGACCAGGAAACUCCCCGCCAGUCAAGGAGUAACUUGAGCGAAGAUGAACAAGUUGGGAACAAUGAGAAUGAGGAAUCCACGCCGAGCGUAGAUGUGCAUGAUGACAGUAUGCGGAUUGCUCCUAGCGAAGACAUCGAAGUGCACGACAUCGAAAGUACUGCUUUACCCGCAUCAUCUAAUAGCAAUGUAAAUCGCUCUAAAGUAUCAUCGAGACCAAAACCAGCAGAUAAUGUUACAUUGACACAUGAAGUUUUAACUACCGUUCAAAAUCAUUUUAAGACACCAAAAAACCCUGAUGAUCGCUUUGAUGCUUUUGGAAAAACGAUUGCACUAAAAUUGAGGGAAUUGCCAAACGAUCAACGCCGGUGGGCAGAAAAGUUUAUAAAUGAUGUUUUGUUUGAAGCAGAGGGUGGUAAUUUAGGCAGUAAUUUUGCGUUGGUUAACCAAAGACCAUAUGAAUACCAACAAUACCAGUCCUUUUCACCACGACAGUUUCCUCCGAUGCGUAAUAUUUCUACAACCAAUUAUUCCCCAUCUACAUCCAUUAGUUCGCAGCACGGAAAUUCCACCCCAUACCAAUCACCACAAUCCAACCAAAACGUAACCCCUCCACCCAACUCACAGGUUUACGUUGACUUGAAUGCGUCACAAUCACAAGACCAGCGUACUACAAAUGCACUUGUAACUUUCCUCUCAGAAUACAAUGAUGUUUCUUAAAUUAUUACAACAAGUUAUUGUCAACAAGUUACAAGUCAACAAGUUAUAAAUUAGUACAGUAUUGUGCUUUAAUUUCGGAAGUUUGAUAACCAUUGAAUUAUGUGUUACAUUUACAGAGUGUCCAUACAAUAUGUAGACUUAUAGAA